UUGUCAGCAGGAACCGGUGUACGCAGCUCAGUGUUGUCGGCCGGCGUCUAGGCGACGAGGGUGCUAGUCUCUUCCUUCGGCUGCGGUCGCUGUGGAGCUCAGCCCGGCCAGUCUGGUUGAGGUGCUCGGCCGCCUGGACUGGGUCUAUGGUCGCUCCGUGGGCCGCUCUGCCGGCUGGUGCUUUUGUAGCAGGGCAAGCAGAGGUCCAUGGCAGGGAACUUCUGGCAGAGCUCCCACUAUUUGCAGUGGAUUUUGGAUAAACAAGAUCUGUUAAAAGAGCGCCAGAAGGACUUAAAGUUUCUCUCAGAAGAAGAAUAUUGGAAGUUACAAAUAUUUUUUACAAAUGUUAUCCAAGCAUUAGGUGAACAUCUUAAAUUAAGACAACAGGUUAUUGCUACUGCUACAGUCUAUUUCAAGAGAUUCUAUGCAAGGUAUUCUCUGAAAAGUAUAGAUCCUGUAUUAAUGGCUCCUACAUGUGUGUUUCUGGCAUCCAAAGUAGAGGAAUUUGGUGUAGUCUCAAAUACAAGAUUGAUCGCUGCUACUACUUCUGUAUUAAAAACUAGAUUUUCAUAUGCCUUUCCAAAGGAGUUUCCUUACAGGAUGAAUCAUAUACUAGAAUGUGAAUUUUACCUUUUAGAAUUAAUGGAUUGUUGCUUGAUAGUGUAUCAUCCUUAUAGACCCUUGCUCCAGUAUGUGCAGGACAUGGGCCAAGAAGACGUGUUGCUUCCCCUUGCAUGGAGGAUAGUGAAUGAUACCUACCGGACGGAUCUUUGUCUGCUGUAUCCUCCUUUCAUGAUAGCUUUAGCUUGCCUACACGUAGCCUGUGUUGUACAACAGAAAGAUGCUAGGCAAUGGUUUGCGGAACUCUCUGUGGAUAUGGAGAAGAUUUUGGAAAUAAUCAGAGUUAUUUUAAAACUAUAUGAGCAGUGGAAGAAUUUUGAUGAGAGAAAAGAGAUGGCGACUAUUCUUAGUAAGAUGCCGAAACCAAAACCACCUCCAAACAGAAGUUCCCUGAGUGAUUCUCCACUAAUGGCAGGGCCUGAAGCUGCAAGAUGAUGAUGGACAAGAUAAGGCAAUCUCCUAUUGUCACAGUUACUGUGAAGGAGAGCAGGGUCCAAAUGGAAGUCAGAACUCUAGCUACAGCCAAUCUUAGAACACCCGGAGGAAUCCUGUAGUGGACCACUUGGAAGUAAAGCAUGGAACAGUUUGAGUAAGGUCUUCACUGGAAAUCAGAUGCAAGCUAUUGGGAAUUCACUUAAUUUUCACAAAAUAAGUUUUUCUUACUUAAUUUGAUUCUAGUGUAUAAUUUAUUCAAUCUUAAUUACAAAAUUUUGUAAAGCUAUAAGGGGACCUAUUUAUACAUACACAGACAUUUCAAAGUUAACUUCUGUCUCACACAAAUAUAAUAGCUUUUUCUUUUAAUUAAGGCAGGAAACAUAAAGUGUCAUUUGUUUAAAAUUUUCUUUGGACAU
Myodes glareolus (Bank vole) is the source of this 1472-nucleotide messenger RNA. RefSeq names its product cyclin C (gene Ccnc). NCBI's taxonomy places the organism in Eukaryota, Metazoa, Chordata, Mammalia, Rodentia, Cricetidae. The record is from RefSeq and is a predicted model, not a curated record. Gene Ontology annotation, biological process: regulation of transcription by RNA polymerase II. Gene Ontology annotation, molecular function: cyclin-dependent protein serine/threonine kinase regulator activity.